Molecule: messenger RNA, 1432 nt
Organism: Macroventuria anomochaeta
Lineage: Eukaryota; Fungi; Ascomycota; Dothideomycetes; Pleosporales; Didymellaceae
Exons: 2
Coding region: 1-1407 (468 amino acids)
Biological process (GO): transcription by RNA polymerase II
Cellular component (GO): nucleus
Source: RefSeq, a predicted model, not a curated record
AUGGAGUUCCAGAAGGGUGAACGCGUUUUUCUAAACUUCGAGACGGGUGGUGUCGAGAAGACCAAUCAGGAACCUGAACAUGAGCCUCCAGUGUUGCCCGCAUUCGAUUUCGUGGGCGACAUUCUCGAGCGCAACCCGUCUUCAGCCGCUCCACCAGUGGCGCCCUCCUUUAAAGCAAACACAACUGGCUUUCCAGCACAUAAGAAACGUAUACCACGAGUUUCGGCCUUCAAACAGCAACGCGCAGCGAAAGAACAACAGGCUACACCAGCACCGAAAGCGCAAGAUGUCUUAAGUCUACACAGCGCGCCCCCACCGCGGGCAAGAUUUGAGCUUGAUGACGAGAGGAGGGCGAUAGACGAAGAGAACAAGCGAAGACUGGACGCUAUGUCUGAGGAGGAGAUCGAAGAAGAGCGCAGGGAGCUUAUGGCGCACCUCGAUCCUACACUGAUACAGAGAUUGCUUGCGCGGUCCAAUAUCGACGAUGGAAGCAAUGAACAGCAACAAUGGCCAGAAGACAAGGUCGAUGCCUCUGAACCUACAUUGUCAGUGCAGGAGACCGAGGGAGAGUCCGCCAAAAAAGAUUCGAGCUCGAAGAAAGUGUCUUUCGCGGCGCCAGAGGAGCAAGAAGACGAAGAAGAAAAAGUCAUAACAUCACAACUACCAGAAGCGAGUACACCACAAAACACCUCGACAGCAUCGUCACACACGCACAGUGAAGAAGCGACUGGCUCGUUACAUUUCCCACCCACACCGCAACCGCCUGACCUCGACCCCAACGACCCCAACUUCCUCCAGAACAUGCACGCUAAAUACUUUCCCUCACUACCCUACAACCCCUCGACCGUCGCCUGGAUGACACCGAUCGACCUCGCUGAUAAGUCAUCACCAUACCACCCCUCACAAACUGCUCUCAAUGCCUCUGAGCUGCGCUUCGACUUCAAGGGCACGCUUCUAGCACCAAGCGUUGCGCGCGAAAUACCCAGCGAUAGAGGGCUACACCACCACGCCGAUGCACCUGAAGCAGCAGGAUAUACAAUACCCGAACUAGCAGUCACUGCGCGCAGUGCGGUGCCUGCGCAGAGAUGUAUGGCGUAUCAAACACUUGGGCGGAUAUUAUACAGGCUGGGACAGGGCGAGUUUGGGGUGGAGAAGCCGAAGCAGGAAACUGAUGGGCCUGUGAAAGUGGCACGAAACCCUGAUGAAGAGGACGAUGAAGUGGAAGAUGAGGAUGUGGGGCACUACAUGGCAGCUGGGCUGUGGCAGUGUAUUGAGGAUGGGAGGGUAAUCGAGACGAUGACCGAGGAGGCCAAUAAAGAGAAGGGACACCUUACUGCAAGGACGUUUGCACAAGAGGCGCUGUGGAAUUGGAGAAGAGGUGGAGGACGCAAGAGACAUGCUGUGUGAAGCAUUUACCUAAUGACUGUCCUCA